Zootermopsis nevadensis is the source of this 9575-nucleotide messenger RNA. The record is from RefSeq and is a predicted model, not a curated record. Lineage: Eukaryota; Metazoa; Arthropoda; Insecta; Blattodea; Termopsidae.
UUCCCGAACUCCAGCUGGGAAAACCUAAGGACGAAUAACGAGAUCUUACAUAGCUUCUUUGUUGAUGUGAAAUGGUUUGAAGUGAUUCCGUAUUCUGCCCAAUCGUCGCCGUUGAACGUUGGUUGCUCUCCAAAAUCUUUAAAACACUUGAAAUGGCUUACGAUGCGGUACGACUUUCAGUCUUACAGGAAAACUUGACUAGGCAGACUACACUUUGGAUGAUUCGUUCUGGAAUGAGGAGAGCCCAGUCGGUGAGGUUGAGAGAUUGCUACGUGAAUACAGGCAGAACCAGGACAUGGUGCGAGGCAUCGGCACUCAUUUCUAUCAGAUCAUUUACCCAGUUCAGCUGCGACACCACGAGAAGAUGGGAAUUUCAACCCGGGAGAUAGGAGCGCCGAAGUUUCCCCAGCGUGGUUAUGGCGAAGGGACAGGUUACCCAGGCCCACCCCGGGGGCGAGUAAGGACGGGGAAGCACUUCCAUCGGACCUCCCUGCUCAUUAAGGCCUUUAACCACAAGUUCCGCCUUGACCUUGAACUUAAUACGCAGCUGUUGGCCCCAAAUUUGGUGCAGAAACAUUAUCUACCUAACGGAGCGGAACAAGUUUCGAAGCAGGAGAUCGAGCACUGUUACUAUCACGGAACUGUCAAGGAUUACCCUGGAGCUACCGCCGCCUUCCACACUUGUAAUGGAGUCAGUGGGGUAAUUCACGUUGGUAACGAAACCUUUGUUAUCCACCCGUUCUACGGAGGCGACCUAUCGCAGAAACAUCCUCACGUGAUUUUUGAGGCUCGUACGAAGACUAAUAAAGGCUGUGCUAACUCGGGAAACUUCGAAUGGAGAAUGAACAGCUUCAGACGCCAGAAACAUAUUUCUGGAAUGGCCGAAGGGACGAAGGCCAACGCUUCGGGUUCCAGAUAUCGACGGAGUGUCCAGAUAGGCCCCAAAUUCCGGUGGACUCUCAGGAAGGGCGCAAGAGUCCGUAGGGACGUCAAAGAAGGAAGCAGAAACCUAAGGGACCGAGGGGAGUACGCUCGGUACCGCAGAGACGUCAGAGAUGUCAUCAAAUUCAUUGAAACAGCACUGGUCAUCGACAAGGCUAUGUUUGAGAAAAGAAAUGGCAGUUCGAGGAUGGAUGUCGUCCAUGAUGCUAUCCAAGUUGCUAAUAUUGCAGAUCUGUACUUUCGAACACUAAAUACACGUGUAUCUGUGGUGUACAUCGAGACAUGGCAAGGUACAAACCAAGCCCCCGUUGAAAAGAAUCAAGACAUCAUUCGCUCCUUGCUCAACUUCAACGACUACACCUCCAGAAAACUAUAUAAAGUGGACAAAGACACCACACAACUGCUUACUGGUGAGGUAUUUCAGGGAGGGGAGACAGGCAUGGCUGUCCCAGAAACUGUAUGCACUACUAAAUCUGUUGGCAUCAAUGUCGACAUAAACACAUAUGAACCGCAUCUUCUUGCUGGAACCAUGGCCCAUAUGAUUGGACACAACAUUGGUAUGGGACAUGAUGAUGGAAGAGAAGAGUGCUUCUGCAGAGACUGGCAUGGUUGCAUCAUGGCGAGGUCCAUUGUUGGUUUGGAGAAUGUUCAACCAUAUAAAUUUUCAGAGUGCAGUCGUUCAGAUUAUGUCGAUGCCUUGAGGAUAGGGCACGGAAUCUGCCUUAUGAAUAAACCCAAUGAGUUGGUAAUGCGACGGACAUGCGGGAACAGUAUAGUUGAGGAAGGUGAGGACUGUGAUUGUGGUACUAUUGAUGAGUGUCAUGACAAGGAUCCGUGCUGUGACCCUAUCACUUGUAAACUGACCACAGAAGCUGAGUGUGCUUCUGGACCAUGUUGCAGUGACUGCAAGUUACGUCCUCGUGGAGUAAUAUGCCGAGAUGCAGUCAAUGAAUGUGAUUUACCAGAACACUGUUCAGGAGAAGAUGGAAAUUGUCCAGUGGACAUUUAUAAGAAGAAUGGAAAUCCAUGUGGAGGAAACACAGGUUAUUGUUUCAACGGUAUCUGCCCCACAGUCAAUAUUCAGUGUGGAGUAGUCUGGGGAUAUGGUGGGAUUGCAGGUGACAAGCAGUGUUUUGACCAGUUCAACUCAAAAGGUUCAAUAAAUGGACACUGUGGUAUAGAUGACAAUGGACAAUAUAUCAAGUGUGAUCCAGAGAAUGUACGCUGUGGAUCUCUGCAAUGUAAACUGGGAAAUAGGUAUCCAUUAAAUGGAAAGGAUCAGCUUUACUCAACAACAAUAAUUUCAAUCAAAGGAGAAGAAUAUGAAUGCAAACAUGCUACCUCUAGGUCAACGGGCGGGACGAAAGAUUCAUCUGGAAAUCGAGACAUGGGACUGGUUAGAGAUGGUACACCUUGUGGAGACAAUUUGAUCUGUGUUAAUCAAACUUGUACCAGUAUCUUCCCACAUAUUGACCAAGGGAAGUGCCCAAGCAACCACAAUAACCUGGAGUGUUCUGGACAUGGCGUAUGCUCAAAUGUGAACAAAUGCUACUGUGAGAUGGGGUGGAGUGGUCCAGAUUGUUCCAUCCAGAUAGAAAUGACUUUGCCACCUGAGCAUACAACUGCCAGAUCAGCUGACAUGCAGACCACGAAGGAGGGAACAAAAGUUACGAAGAAAGAAACCCCCUACGAGAGCUACCAUAGUACAAACACAGUGUUCCUUGUUGGAAUGCUGAUGUUGGUGGUAGGGGGGGUUUUCAUAGUUUUUGCUCUGAUGGCUCUCUGCUACAGGUCAGUCGUAGUACACAAAAACUUCUCCCUCUGCCUCAGAAGGAAGAGCACAGUGCCAAAAUAUGACUCGCCGUAUGUGAAAAAGCCCAUGCCGAAGAAGUAUCCUGGUAAGGGGCCUAACCAUAACCCAGAGGAGGCUGCCAUGGAAAGUGUGAACAAGAUUCUAACAUUUGGAAGCAUGCCUUCUUAUAGUCGUGGAGACUCGCAGCGGGUGCUGUUCCGCCCUGUGAACCAUAUGACAGCUGGCAGUCUCAACACACGCUUCCAGGAACAUAAGAUGCAGCAGUUGAAGCGAAUGGGAGUUGGGUCUGGAAGUGAGGAAGAUGCCACACAUUCAGGUGAGGAAGAAACAGUUUCAUUCAUCGAUCUUCCGCCAAAUAAUUUGUCAAAACUUCCAGAGAAGGGAAUUUUAAAGAAAUCAGGGCCAUACGGAACUGUGAUGGGAGACGCGUGCAAAGAAAAAUGGUCAGAAGACUCACAAUCAGAUAACCAGGAAAUCCUCUCCCAGUCUGACAACAAUCUGGGUCCAGACAUGAUGGGAGGUGGGGGAGGAGCAAUCUCAGAGGUAGAACGAACGCUCAAGAGCCUCAAUGGCUACCAUGAAGACAUUUUAGAGGCAUUACGUAAUGCUGCAUCACAUAGAGGGGCUGCCAUGCCUUCCAGUAGCAGUAGUCUCCUCAGUGAAGAGAUCCUUCGUAAAUCUCUAGCUGAGUGCAGUAGUGGAGGCAGCUACAGUGAUUACAAACGCUCUGGGAGUCAAGAGAAAGUGUGUGAUGGACCACAGACACAUACAGUCCUGGUUGAAGGAACAGGGUCAUUACUUCACCACCAUGGUGCUCAGCAAGAGGAAGAUGAUGAUGAUGAAGUGCCUCCAUCUUGUGGUCCAAUACGCAUCCGCAACUUGGAGGACCUCAUUCGUCAACUGGAACACCACUCUGCCCGUCACAUGAGUCCAAGUGGCUCUGAAGACAUCCGUAUGUCUGAAACAGAAGCAGAUAGACAUUAUCGCCUUGAAUCAGCAGCCUGCAGCGAAUCACAGAGCCGAUGCCGAGGUCGGGAGGAGGAGCCGAGAUUUGUGUAUGGGAGGUACCGACAUCCCACUGGUCGACACCCACCUGGUUACCAUCAUCACCAUCUGCAGGAAGAAGAGGGAAUCUACGAGACCGCCGACCAUGACAGAGGUGGGGACCAGCUGUGUGGUGACACACCAGACAGUGAAAGUGAUGAAUUUAUUCAAGCUCAACAACAGUUAGUCCGGUCGGCGAGUGAGGAAGCCCUUCCGGUGACUGCCAAGCACAGGUCAUCUUCAUAUGAGCGUGGUGGAGUGGUUCAUCACACGCGCCAUCACUCACAUCACAGGGCCAGUCCACGGCAGCAGCAGCAAGAUAAACCCUCUAUGGCAUCAACAUCAAGUGUGGUGUCAGGGGGAGGGGCAGUAAAGCGUGAGUACUACCCCUCCCCUCCGCCCUCAGAAAGUGAAGACGAAUCUUCACCAGAUUCUCCCAGUCCCUCAUCAUCAGCAGCCCCUGCCAUGACUUCUGCUGCUGGCUCCCAAUCCACAGAACACCUGAGGCGUUCGGCCAGCGAAGAUUCGGUCGACGAAGACAACGAUUCGUCCAGGGAAACAGCUGCUUCAUCUAGUGUUUCAGGGACAGAGCAGACCGCCCUUCUACGCCCUAAACGUUAUCCAGAAUAUAAACACUGAUCAUGGAGUAUCCGUAGGUAGAAAAUUUUUUUUAAACACACACAUCGUGCUAGUUAUUAAUAGCUGCGCAAAUUCAUCUGUUCGGAACACAGGUAUCCAGUUUGUUGUCAUCUUGAGUGCUGUUUGUUUGAGUGAUCAUAUAUGGAUGAUUUAUUGUCAUUUCAUAAAUUGUGGUGCUGUCCAAUGCAAUUUUAAUCAUCCCAUGUUCUAUCCAGGGUACAAACACUCAUUACAAAUGGCUCACAAGGAAUGUAUUUUCCAUCAUUUCAUAUUUCCCCACACUAUUCUAGUUAGCUGCAUGAGAGGAGGAUUAUAAGGUAUGAACCUGUGCAGACAACAGCUUAUACAGUGAAACCUCAAUGCUCGUUUUUGACGGGGGAGAGAAAUAAUUUGUGGGCCAGGACUAAGAUUUUUGAACGAUUGAUGAGAUAAAACGACAGUUCGAGGAACGAUAGAAGCGAGAAAAUGUAACAUUAUUUUAUAUGGGACGUAUCAGGGACCGAACAAAACAGACGAUGCAUUCAGGGAACGAUGGAUAGAGGUUUCACUGUAGAUAAGGAAAGUACUCUUCAGUUUACUAUGUGUUACACUUCUCAAAUGAAACACACCAGCCUUUCCAACAUUCCACAUCCCAAAACAAAAUGCAUUUCAGCGAGCUCAUUAAAAGGCAAGACUCCCAAGUGGUAUUUGUGUAUAUUUUCAUCUACAGGGCUUGAGAAGUGUACAUUGGGUACAGAAUACAUUUGAAAUACGAGUCUAAGAUGAAGAUGAUGCUGUUAUAAGUCUUAAGCAUAUUGAUAAGAAAUGUAUUUUUUGGCCCUUCUGUGUGCUGUGCCAGCUGACUGACUGCUACAGACCAGGCUGAGCACUACAAAAACAAAGUGGUCACAAUUAGAAUGAUGUGUGCACAAAUAUACCAAAUGACCAUCACAAUAACUAUAUCUGUCAGGGAGUAAGCAUAUUGCAGUGUACUUAAUUAUCUGUUAUUUGUAAUUUCUGUAACAUUAAGUUACAGUUAUCUAAGAAAUGUAAUGGCUUGCUAUGAGUUGUACCCUGAAUGAUUGUUACACUUACAGCAUGUAGUAUUAAUUUUUUAUCAAAUAAUUGUUUAUUUCCAUGAAUCAUAAAUAAUUGCAGUCAUUUAUUAGCAAAGUAAAAGCAAAAUGUGUUAUAUUUGUGAAGUCCAUGGAAUGAAGCUUUCAGCUGAUCCAUAGGUUUUAAGAGUAAAAGUACAGUUGCAUGCAGUGUAGGCAUCUACGGGGAAAGGAGAUAUAGCUCUUACUCAUUCUUGAUCUCAGCCUGCCUGCCCUAUAUAAAGCCUACAGAACUUGCCCUAUCUCAUACCCUCCUUGAAAAUGGCAACUGCAUGUUUUUCCCAAAAUAUUGGUUAACAACACGGCUCUCACGUGAAAGCCAAAGUCACACUGCCAAACCGUUAAUCCAAGAGCAUCUAUGGCUCAUCUUUAUAAUAGCUUAAAUCCCAUAUACUCAUUCAGUAAAAAGUAAGUUAUGUGUGAUGAAUUUUUGUCAUGUGGCUGAAAAAUAAAUUUUUGAGACUUACAUAAAGCAGGGGAAGGAAUGGGGACAUACAGCAGGCCUGUUUGUAAAGGUUGAAAGUAUGCCAAAAUGUGUAAGAAAUAUUCAUCUGUGUUAAAUGAUAAAAAUAAAAAAUUCAAAACCCUGAUGAUGGAGACGGAUUGUUCCUGAAACGUUGUUAUCUCCGUGUAACCAACUGAUGUGUCCAGUUGCCCGAGAAGAUUUUAUCGAGUUCAGUCGCUGCCAAAGCUUCAAAUCACAUGAAAGAAAAAUAUUUUUAUUGAUCGCCCCUGCUACAAUCUGUCUAAAAGAAGCCAUGGCUACCAUUUAACACCUUGACAAUGAUACACACAGUGUGGUACAACUUGAAAAGCAAAGCACCAUUUUGUAACGUCUUCUGAGAAAAAUUGCAUUUAAUGCAGCCAAAUAUCUUCAGUCACCAGAUGACGUUCCCUUCCAUGGAAAAUAAAGCUUCGUAAAUCUGAGAGCUGGGAUGCCAUGAAGUUCAUCUCCAAAUAAUGCAAAUUCCAUGAAAAUCAGCUGCUACCUGCCUUGUAUUAUUGUGAGCCUAGCAGAAAAACAUAUAUUUUUUUAUAAAAUAUAGUAGUUGCAGAGUUCAUUCUACCCAGAUUAUAUUGGUAAUGGUACCAAAUUUUUUAACUAAGACUAACAGCACCAUCAUUCAAGGUACACUGUGUGCUUGCCAUAAUUUCUGUGCAUUUUUUAUGAAUUAUGUUUUAUUAUACAUUAUGGUUGAUGUUUUUGAUCUUUCGAAGAGUUACAGAUCUGUUAACAUAUUCCUCAUAUAUUUUCUCCUUAUUCACAAAUCAAAAUGGUAGUAAUGAGUUGGAAUCCCAUUAUUGAAGUAGUCACGCACUUCAUAUUUUUUGCUUGUAUUGCUAAAAUCUUGUUUUCUAUUUCUUACAAUUUUUAAACUACCGUGUAUAACAUAACAAAGUUUUAUGACAAAAUCAAUAAGACAGUAUAGCUAUGGAACACAGAUUUUAGUAAGAAAGCAAUGCAAUACACCAUCACAUAAAACUUACUUCCCUAAACAAGACUGAAAUAGAAUAAAAGUCAUCACCACUCAGCCCCCUCAUUAAAUUGAUUAUGGCCAAAUACCAUUAUAAAAAUAACAAAUCAUCAUAAUCCAUCACUGGUAACUUUUACAGUUUAUAGAUUGUCCUUAUUAGUUGCAUCUCAGUGUCGUUUGAAAUCAAGUGAGGCCUAAAUAUGGAAGUGUGAGCAUCGAAGAAUGACAGAAAGCGUGUGCCAACUUGGUUGUUUCUAUAUAGAAAAAAACUAUUGAAAGUGAACUUAAAUAAAAUAAUAUUGUUGAUCAAUAUUUCAGUGACAUGAAAGUUAACUCCAUACUAAAAAAAAUGCUCAGUUACUUUAAACUAAUAUGUAAGUUAAAAUGUACAUAUGAGCGUUGAGUGUAAGUGUAUACCAAGAGAGAACAGUGUUUUUUUAUUAUUACUAUUAUUUAUGAGAUUAUGAUAUGAACUUGUAUGUGGUCUUACUAGAGAUCUCUCCAGAAUAAAUUAGCAUGUGAGAGAAUAUAGCUUCCUUACAGGUUAGAAGCAGACAGAAAGGGCAGGAAAAAUAAGAAGUUGGUUUUGUUUCAGCAGGUAACAAAGGAGUUGAUGAAUGUAAACAAAAAAUAGCCUUCAUUCAGAAGAACUAUACCACUCUUGAAAGUGUUAUUGAAAAGUAGUUGACAUUAUUCAUUAAGUAACACUCUGUGGAUUUUUACAUUACAGCAUUUUAAGAUUGAUACCAAAACAAUGAUACACAUAAUAAAAGAGUCUUUUUCACUUGAAUUUAAAAUAUAUGAAAAAUCUCUGCCAUUCGAUAAGUCCAUCUACUUCAGAUGUCAGUUUGUAAAUUACUUGUUGCAAAUUUCCCCCAUUGCUGUGUAGUUCUUAAUGUUUUGAAACCAUGGCUGUUUUAUCUUGUUUAAUUUUAACGUGAUCGUGCCAAAUGGAAACGACGGUCUCCCUCUUCAAACCCCGAGUCAAUCCUUUCUAUGUUUCUAUUUCUUUUUUCUGGAUGCUAAAUAAACUGUGACAAUUAAUGGGAUACUUUAUGAAUACAAGGGGUAAUAAAAACCAGUGUGAAAUAUUUGCUCAUUAAAAUGAACUGGUAUCUGCAGAAUGGUUUGAAAAGAUAAGUUAUUGAGCACACUUUGCAUUCUCAAAUGUUUCAUGAUUUCAUUACAAAUUUAUUUCAUUAAGGGUAACGCCUGCGUUUCUCUGUUCAGAUUAACGUUUACAGUACAUGAUUACAUAAGUAAAACUUGUCCUUAAAUUAACCUUAACCCAGUGGAGUGUAAUAUAUCAGGCUGUACUCAUGGGCAGCUGUAAUGUAAAUGUAAGUUACACCACAAACAGAGAUCAUGUUCUUGUUAACUUUUAGUGGCUGUGUGGCACAGCGUACACUCAGUCCAGAUGCCCAUGUAUUACAGUGGCAUAAUGCCCAUUAAAUCCUAGAGUUAAUGUCCAGCCAGCAAGUGUGUGGUGCAGGAUCUUAAACUCCCUGUUUGCAUAUGAUAAAGGUUAAAGCAUCGCAUUUGUUACCUGCUCUGACCCUGCCAUUGAAAUGGAUGUUCGAUGCAAGUAGCAUGGCAUUUAAAGGAAACUCUAAUGGGUUGAGGGUCCAUUGCUAAAAAAAAUGCAAUAACUUAUUUUACUUUACCGUCUUUUGCCAGACAGUCCUAAUACAUUCAACACUGAACCUUUAACAGUUUUCAUAUGACUUCAUGUAAAGAUGUUAUUUAAAGAAAAAUCAGUAUCUGAAUUCUGAAUCAGGCAUAGAAUAAAAGUUGUAUAUUAAAUUAUAUCUGUUUCAUUUAUUUGUAAUGUAAUAUCACAAUAUUGUAUCAUUUAAAUAAUGGAAAGAGAUUUUCAGCUGUGCCAGUGUUGGAUGAGGUAGGAUUUGCAAGCUGCCUCCUGUUUCCAGUGAGUAACAAACCAUUCUGUUUUUAUUGUGUCUCAUCUCACUGUAUAAAGUGAAACACGUGUUCUUCAAAACCACAUUUAUUGGGUUAUUAAAUUGCAUGUUCAAAUUUAUAAUUAAUGGCUGUUAUUCCAGAAAGUUUUGCAAGAAACUGAAUUCUACAGAUUUUAAGUUUUGACAAUGAUCGUACUUAACAUUGAUUCUGUAUUUUUUGGGUUCUGGUACUGUGUAGAAGUGAGCUGUGUUGCCAACACCCUACUUUUACACAGUGUAAGCACAAAGAAGGCAGGAACAACAUUAAGAAUUCUACUGGACACAAAUUUUCAGUCUGAUGGAACAAGUUUCUGAAGUGUAUGCUAGUGUGUAUUUUUCAAUAAUUUCCCAAGUUAAAAUGCAAGGAUAAUGAAUUUAACAUUUUGUCCUUUGCAAAGAAACACUGCCUGACCGAAGAAUGAAACAAACUUGUUACUGUAAUUGAGACUUCAUUGAUGCUACCUGUUAUAUCUAUCCAUGUGGGUUUAAAGGUAACAAACUGACAAUGUAUAUAACACUAGUUUUACUUACUAAUAUGAAUGAAAUGGGAUACUGGAAAAUAGUGUUUUCAUUUUGAAUACAGGAAAUUAAAUCUUUGCCUUUGUGUGGA